AUGGGGGCCAACUCCAGCAAAGUAACGGCUCAAGACAAAGCCAUACUAGACAUGAAAAUCCAACGUGAUAAGCUCCACCAAUACCAACGCCGCAUAACCAUCCUCACCGACAAAGAAACCGCCAUCGCCAAAGAGAUGCUCUCCCGCGGCGACAAGAACCGCGCGCUCCUCGCCCUCCGCCGGAAAAAAUACCAAGAGGGCCUGCUGGCCAAGACGGACGCCCAGCUCGAGCAGCUCGAGAAGUUGACGUCGAGCGUCGAGUUCGCGCUCAUACAGAAGGACGUCGUGUUUGGGUUGGAGCAGGGGACGAAGGUGUUGACGGAGAUUCAUGCGGAGAUGGGGGGGAUUGAACAUGUGGAGAAGUUGAUGGGGGAGACGGCGGAUGCUAUUGCGUAUCAGCAGGAGGUGAGUGACAUGCUUGGUGGUAAGAUUACGGCCCAGGAUGAGGAGGAGGUGGAAGAUGAGUUGGCGGCGCUGGAGGCCGAGGUCGCAGGGAAAACGGCGGUGUUGCCCAACGUGCCGGAUUCGAGACUUCCUGUCCACGAGAGACCCGAGGGUGUCUCGGAGGCGGAACCGGCGAAACAGCCCGAGCGGACAGCGAUGCUGGCAUCUUGA
Messenger RNA from Scedosporium apiospermum, 615 nucleotides. RefSeq lists its product as uncharacterized. Lineage: Eukaryota; Fungi; Ascomycota; Sordariomycetes; Microascales; Microascaceae. The coding region runs from base 1 to 615 and encodes 204 amino acids. Gene Ontology annotation, cellular component: ESCRT III complex; multivesicular body. The record is from RefSeq and is a predicted model, not a curated record. The transcript is spliced from 3 exons. Gene Ontology annotation, biological process: late endosome to vacuole transport via multivesicular body sorting pathway; vesicle budding from membrane.